Striga asiatica is the source of this 3036-nucleotide messenger RNA. NCBI's taxonomy places the organism in Eukaryota, Viridiplantae, Streptophyta, Magnoliopsida, Lamiales, Orobanchaceae. The record is from the annotation of a GenBank genome assembly.
AUGGUUCAUCAUCAGUCAAAAGUUGGCCACAGCUUAAGGCGUGUAGUGUUGUUGAGAAUGGAAACUGUUGCAGCUUUUCGAGCUUCUUUCAGCAGUCUUUCGCCUGAUUCGUCGUGCAACCGAUCGGGCCCGGUCCGACCCGAUUUGAGCGUCGGCUCAAGGCGCGUGCCUUCUAACGCCUUGAUUCAGGUGUUGUUCCUUUCUCAUCUGCAAAGACAUUCAAUUUCUGCAGCGAAGAGUAACAACAGAAAAGUAAACCUUUUGAGCAGGAAAUGGUCUACAAUCACAGCCUGUAUGCAGCCUUCGAAUUCUGCAAGCUCGUCUGCUCCUAUUGCACCUCUUCAGCUGGAGUCUCCAAUUGGCCAAUUCCUGUCAGAGAUACUUGUAAGCCACCCACAUCUUGUCCCAGCUGCAGUCGAGCAGCAGCUCAAGCAGCUGCAAACUGAUCGUGAUGCUGAGAAAGAGAAAGAGGAGCCAGCUGCAUCUGGCACUGAUCUUGUGUUAUACAGGAGAAUUGCGGAGGUGAAAGCUAAUGAAAGGAAAAGGGCCUUAGAAGAAAUACUGUAUGCCCUAGUGGUAAAAAAAUUCAUGGAUGCUGAAGUUCCCAUGGUCCCAUCAAUCGCCCGAUCUCCGCCCAACAACUCUGGACGUGUGGACACAUGGCAUCCCCCCGAAGACCAUAAACUCGAGCAUCUCCACUCUCCCGAAGCUUACGAGAUGAUUCAGAACCAUCUCACCCUCAUUCUCGGGAACCGACUCAGUGACUCUAACUCUGCCGCCCAAAUAAGCAAACUCAGGGUUGGCCAGGUGUAUGCAGCUUCCAUCAUGUACGGCUAUUUCCUUAAGAGGGUCGAUCAAAGAUUUCAGUUGGAAAAGACAAUGAAAAUCCUUCCCCAAGGUAUGGUCGGUGAAGAGAGUCUUGCCGAAGAAGUAAUGAUGGACAAUAAGAGUCUUCCAGAAGUCUCUUCAGGUGGUUUUGUUGGGUUAAAACCUUGUCGGCUGAGGAGUUAUGUGAUGUCGUUUGAUGGGGAGACUCUUCAGAGGUACGCGACUAUACGGUCAAAGGAGGCUAUUAGUAUUGUUGAGAAACAUACAGAGGCUCUGUUUGGUAGGCCCGAAGUUAAUUUCACAGCCGAUGGGAAUGUUGACCCCUCGAAAGAUGAGCAGAUUAAGGUUAGCUUUGGUGGGCUGAGGCGGCUUGUUCUGGAAGCUGUGACUUUCGGCUCUUUUCUUUGGGAUGUUGAGAGCUAUGUUGACUCAAGGUACCAUUUUGUUACAAAUUGAGAAGCGGGGUUUGAGAAUAAAGAGAAGGGCGUGAUUGGAGCUUUGGUUUUGUGGGAUGGCUAAAAUACUGGUGUGUGUUGCUCUAUUUGACUGUACAUAUGCAUACUUGUUUUGUCUUUUUUAAUUUGUGUUGUUGAUGACAGUGCUGCUGAGUAAGAGGGAUUUGUUUAUAUACAGUGGGAAAUGGGAAAUGCCUGUUGGAUUUAUUUGUGGAUUCCAACUUUUAAUUUUUCGGUUUUGAUAAUGCUGUUUGCCGUGGAUUUUUAUUUGUUGUGGCAAAGCAUGGUGCUUUAAUUGGAUAAAUAUUUAUUCCAUAAGUAACAUAGUAUAAGGAUCAUCUCUGUAAGUAUUUUGUUGUUUUGAAAUUAUAUUAUGUUGUGACCUCUGCUGUAUUUGGAUUUCAUAAACUUGAUUCUGGGGAAGGUUAGUACAUGGGUGCAGAAAUUGAGAUUCUGUUAUUCCCACCAUAUUUCGUCAACAUAAAGCUAUGCAGGAUUUUGGCAAAGACAUCAUGGAAAGACAUUUUUGCUUCCCUUCUUGUAACCUGAACUGAAAUGAAAUCCUGCCCGCUAUAGUAGAAGUUGAAGUUGUUCUUGUGUUUUUCAUGAUGAGUAAUGUUUCCCCAUGCUCUCGACCCACCUCCACUUGUCAGGAACUCGAUUGGGCUGCAGUAAAAGUUCGGCUAUUGCUGAAUUACAUAUGUUAGUAUGUGAAAUGAUAUUUUCUGGUAGAUCUUUGUUUUUACCUUCCAGUGUUAUUGAUGUGUUCCAGACAGUGCUCAUGCCCAUUUAUGUAUAUAGGGACCUUGUUUGCCUGGGAAAUAGAUAAAAAGGGGGGCACCUGAAGUAUGGGGAGGAGGAGCUUCACAAGUUCUUGGGUGUCUCCUCGUUUGCCAAUGCUUCUUAUUGGAUGAUGUCCGACGACAAUUUUCCAGGUAGCAUUUGAUGCUCUCAAAUUUGCAUUUAGAUCCUAUUGAGGAUAUAUAAUAAAGGGAUUUGUGGCUUAGUAAUGUUUGCAAACCCGGAUCACAUUACCAUAUAAAUAUCAAAACUUAAGGUGAUACUGACCCUUAGAAGGUUAUAAAUGUAUAAGCUUCUGGGGAGUACCCCUUCCCAGUUGAAUUUCUUGGCCUUGGUAAAAUACUUGUUGACAAAUGGGUUUGUGUCGACCAUGAAAAUGUGUACCAUCCCUGAAGAUUUGAUGCUCGAUUUAUGUGGAGAAAGAUUUUGGAAACUAUCAUGAAGCAUGAUCAAAGAGGAUUUAAGACAUGCACAAAAAAAAAACCAAUUUAUGUUCUCUAGUCACUGAGUAGGAAGAAUAAGUAAACAAUCUUAACUGGUUCACAUGAGUAGGUUUGUGAACAUAUACAUUUUUGGAAUUCCAAUUACAUAGUUACAGAACAUAUUCAUUCAGCUUGUUUAUAGUUUGUUAAUGUAGCGACUGACUUGAUCUUUAAAAGUGUUUAUUAGAUCUGGCACUUGGAAGAAAUCAAGAUAAAGCGUUGAUAAUACUGUACUGGAAAUUUUUUCUUAAAGACUUGAGAAAAUUUAUCAUUUUUCCCUGAUUGAUUUGUUAACAAAUUAAACAUAACAGCUAAAAGGCUUAGUGAAUACUACCAGCUUGAACAAUGUAAGACCUGCUUUCAGUUCCAUCGACGGUCUCGUUUCUUUAGCAAUGGGCUCAACUGUGCCUCAGUAUUCCCAUGAUAAUCAUGAUUCCCCAGUACUACAUCGUAAGGAAAAUAGAUUUAAG